Molecule: messenger RNA, 3435 nt
Organism: Esox lucius (northern pike)
Lineage: Eukaryota; Metazoa; Chordata; Actinopteri; Esociformes; Esocidae
Product: KIAA0753 ortholog
Exons: 17
Coding region: 362-3112 (916 amino acids)
Biological process (GO): protein localization to centrosome; centriole replication
Cellular component (GO): centriolar satellite
Source: RefSeq, a predicted model, not a curated record
GUUUAUACUUACUUCCGGUUUCAGGUAGAGGCGGUACUUAUUUGUUGUCAUGGCGGCGUUUUUGAUAUUUCGAACUGUUUUGCAUGCUACAGCAGAUACUUGCCGUCUGACUAGAUGUGUGUUUUCAUUCUGUAACACUGAUUUUUCUAGUUGACGGGAUUUUUUUCGCUGAUAGCUACAAUAGUGCAGUACUAACCAGCUAUACGAAUUUUGCGCCAUCUUCCAACGUUAACAUAAGAUUACGUUGGCACUUAAAAAAUGUGUUCGCUAGCGUGUUGAAAAUAACUAGCUAAUUAUCCAGCUGACAGCUUGCCAGGGUUUAGUGCUAAUUUGCACCUAGCUCGCUAGCUGUCCAACAACAAUGGCUGCAACGUUUCUCAAUAAGUCCCCAGCGACCUUAGACUUAGAUAAAUCUAAAAGCCGGGUCUCAGAUCCGAAUCGUCGCAAUGCAUAUUCUCAGUUACUUUUUAAUGCAGCUGUGCCUGCCAACGCGUUUAACCGUGCAACACAAGUUGGACCGCCUGCACCCAUUGUAAUUGAGAAACUGCUGCCCCGAGUAGAGAAACCGGAUGAUUUGGAGAGCACUGGCAGCUCGCUGUGUUUCUCUGCUCUAUCUGAGGAGCGUUUGCUGGCUGCAGUCAGGCUGGCCAAAAGGGACCUAAGGAGGAGACGAAAGGAGUCUCUGAACUGCUCCCCAGUCAGAUCAAAGUCAGGGGAAACCACACUCUGUAAGCGAAUUGCGGAGCAGGAAACUAAGACCCAGAAGGGUGUCUCUAAGGGGAGAUCAAAGACUCCUGGACCCAAAGAAGACGUUACUCUGUCUGGAGCCAAAGUGCUUGUCUACACCCCCCAGAAGUACAUAUCUAUACCUCCUGGACUUGAUCAUGGUCUAUCCCCUCCAACCAGAGACCCAGGCCCAAGGCAGACAAUCAGCCAGGAGCCCAAGACAGCCCUCAGCCAGGAGGUCCUCCGGUUGCAGAUUGCACUAGCCAACUACAUCCAGAAAAUAGAGCAACUGACUAACCGAGGGCAAACAGUUGACGAGCCCUUGGAGCCUGAUGUGCAGGACAGACUGGAGGUCCGCAGACAGGAACAAGCGUCCCGCUCGGCACGUGUUAUCUAUGUGCUGCAACAACAGGUCAAAGAGAUCCAAGAGGAUUUAGACAAACUACGCUCAAACAAGAUUCAGCACACAAAGAAAUCCAGGGCGAUGAGCAGGCUGGCUGCUGCCCACAGAGGGGCGGUUCGGGCCAUGCAGGCGUUCACCAACCAGCUGUCCGACCCGUCUGAGUACAGGGUGCACUCCCAUUAUAAAGAGCUGGGCCAGCUGAUCCGCCAGCUCUCUCUGUGCUCGGCCAAGGUGGCAGUGGACCAGGGCUCAGCUGUCCCAGAGACCGCCCUCGACAUCCUGCAGAAUCUGGAGACUUUGGAUAAUGUUCUCCGGGAGCAGGAGCGUCCCGCGCGGGGCAGGCAGGCCCGAGCACACAGCUCCUCUCCUCCACGACACCGCAGGUCUCCACAACACAACACGUCCCCUGCCUUCCGUCGUGCACCUAAGGGCCCUGCCACCAGGGGUCUCAGCGGGCCCCGUAGAGCGGCAAGCCUCCGGAAGCCCUUCCCUGCACACAGGAGAGUGGUCCGCCAAUAUCGGGAGGCCCCAAGUGCCCCCCGGCCUCAUCCACAGCUGGGUCGCAGCCAGGUGCUCCGUGCUGGCCUGGAGAGCCUGGUCCCUCUCAGAGAACAUGGGGCUGGAGCAGGACAGGUCCCCAACAGUCAAGGAGGAGCACAACAACCCGAUAGGACAAAAAAGCAAGGAGCCCAUUUGAGGGACGCAGGUUUCCAGCAGCCUACGGUGGCCUCCAGAUUGAGGGUGUGUCAGCUCCCCCAGAAGGAGGCCUCUGUGCCCUGGAUACCCACGUCACCUCACUCCCCCCCUAAGCAGCAGCAACAACAACAGCAGCAGCGCUCCCCUCAGAAGGGGCCGGAGCCUCGAUGUCUCUUCUCGCCCCUGAAGCCCUCCUCAGGCCCCUCGGAGCAACAGCCGAGCAGGGAGGUGCCAGCAGAUCCAGACCUCCAUCCCACCUCUGACAGACUGAGACAAGCCCACAAUGAAGCUCUCAGGCAAGCCUGGCUGGACAAGGUGACCAUGCAGAGGCUGAAGGAGAUGAAUCAGCUGAGUAAAGAGGAAGCCGACCGCGUCCAGAGUCUCAGGUCUGAGGUGGACAGUCCUACCCAGAGGGCUGAGAGAGCAGAGUGGGCCAGAGGGAGACUUCUGCCUUUACUGGACCAGGUUCAGCAUGUAGGUGCUGCUGCCUCUCCAGACCGGGACAGAAAGGCAGCGUGGACGGCUCUGAGGCGUCAGCUGUCUGAGAAGCCUGCAGGCACAGCCUCGGAGGGGGCGGAGGUGUUGAGCCCGGCACCACUGGAGGAGCUGCUGGACGAGGCAGCGCUCUCCGCCUGGGCUGUGGAGGCGGGGAGGCUCACGGAGGGUUUGGCCCGGGCCCCCACCCUGGAGAGCAUGCUGCUGAGAAUGGAGGAGAUCGAGAAGGACCAGGAGGCUGUGAGGAGGCGCUUUGCUGCCAUCACCUACUCAGACCCUCGACACUGGGACGGAGGGGAUGCCGCCGGGCCCCGGCAGUCUUCUCCUGGCUCUAGGCCAGUCUCUCCUCAGCACAUUAAGAUCCACAGGCCAGCGCAGAGACACAUCACUGCAGCUGACAUUGUCCUUCAGAGCCCAGUGGAGACUGGUCACAGUGUCCUGUCCGACAGCCGCCUCGUGGAGGACACCCCCAUUCAACCGCAGCCCUGCGGAGGGGAGAGGGGGGGCCCGCGGAUACGUCUCUCCAUGCCCACCAGCAUGCAGAGGAAUCUAGAGAAGUACAAACAGGAGCAUGAAGCCUACCUCCGUUUGGUGGCCCACGAGGUAGUGGGCAGCUUCAAUCCCUGGGCCGUCGCAGACAGUCUUGCAGACGAGCUGAUGUCCGAAGCAUUGGAUGACGUAGCAGCAGAGUUCCAGGAUGUCUGUGAGGACUAUGCCGAGGCCGUCUUCACCUCUGAGUUCCUUCAGCCAAUCACGUCAUCUUCUCCUUCCAUACCACUGGACAGCCAAUAGACCGGUCUUCAUGGACAUUUGAAGCACCAGGCUAUGAAAAAUGAAAUGGGUCAUUGUUUCGUUUUCAGCCUGAUUUUAUUUUUAUUUGAGAUUUCGUGUGUGGUGUGUGUGUGCUUUGAAUACAGUGUGUUGUGUAAUUGUUUUUCCUGCUGAAUGAAUAUUCGAAGUUUGGAAAUAUAGAUAUUGUUUUAUAAUCUUUUUCACUGUAUUUCACCAGGCAAGUUGACUAUGAAAACAUUCCACUGUACAGAAACGUUUUCAUUGGGAAAGUUAGUUUUUAUAAGCUUGGGAAUGACAUUUCCAAAAUACAGCUUAGAAAAUCA